Puma concolor (puma) is the source of this 2340-nucleotide messenger RNA. Lineage: Eukaryota; Metazoa; Chordata; Mammalia; Carnivora; Felidae. The record is from RefSeq and is a predicted model, not a curated record.
AUGGGCGGCGGGCGGGACGACGGCGGAGUAAAAGCGGGCAUCGGACCGGACUUCUCAAUAAAAUUUCGCCCCGGCCCCGGUCCGGCUGAUGGACCCCCUGCGGCCAAGCGGAGCGGGGGCCACACCUCUGUGGGACUCGAGGAGUGCGAUGCUGGCCGGGGCCGGGGCCGGGGCUGUGCGCGGCUGGCCGGCCCGAGGCGCUGUUGGACCAGCAAGCGAGUAGCUGAGAGCUGGGCCUUCGAGCAGGUUGAGGAGCGGUUCUCCCGGGUGCCAGAGCCGGUCCAGAAGCGCAUUGUGUUCUGGUCGUUCCCACGCAGCGAGCGGGAGAUAUGUAUGUACUCGUCGCUGGGCUACCAGCCCCCAGAGGGCGAGCAUGAUGCCCGGGUGCCCUUCACCCGCGGGCUGCACCUGCUGCAGAGCGGGGCCGUAGACCGAGUGCUGCAAGUGGGGUUCCAUCUGAGCGGAAACAUCCGGGAGCCCGGGGGCCCCGGAGAGCCCGAGCGCCUCUACCACGUCUCCAUCAGCUUUGACCGCUGCAAGAUCACAUCUGUGAGCUGCGGCUGCGACAACCGGGACCUCUUCUACUGCGCCCACGUGGUGGCCCUGUCGCUCUACCGAAUUCGGCACGCCCGCCAGGUGGAGCUGCGGCUGCCCAUCUCUGAGACGCUGUCCCAGAUGAACCGAGACCAGCUGCAGAAGUUCGUGCAGUACCUCAUCAGCGCCCACCACACCGAGGUGCUGCCCACUGCCCAGCGCCUGGCUGAUGAGAUCCUCCUGCUGGGCUCCGAGAUCAACCUGGUGCACGGUGCCCCAGACCCCACAGCGGGCGCAGGCAUCGAGGAUGCCAACUGCUGGCACCUGGACGAGGAGCAGAUCCAGGAGCAGGUGAAGCAGCUGCUAUCCAACGGCGGCUACUACGGCGCCAGCCAGCAGCUGCGCUCCAUGUUCUGCAAGGUGCGGGAGAUGCUGCGCAUGCGGGACUCCAACGGGGCGCGCAUGCUGAUCCUCAUGACUGAGCAGUUCCUGCAGGACCCGCGCCUGGCCCUGUGGCGGCAGCAGGGCGCUGGCAUGACCGACAAGUGCCGGCAGCUGUGGGACGAGCUGGGGGCCCUGUGGGUGUGUGUCGUCCUGAGCCCCCACUGCAGACCAGAGGAGCGAGUGAGCUGGCUGCAGCUGCUUGGCAAAUGGGACAAGCUGGACGUGUGCCCGCUGGAAGAGGGCAACUACUCUUUUGACGAGCCCAGCCUGCAGCCCACCAUGACCCUCAGCCGAGGCCCAGAGGAGGAGGAGGAAGAGGAGGUGGGGGCUAGAGGUUCCCGCCACACCGUCUUCGGCCGCGCCCUGCAGGCUGGGUCGCUGCACUGGAGCGACACUCACCUGCAGAGGAUCCUGGCCAGCGACUCCUACGGCCCCAGCCUCACAGGCACCAUGGGCGGUGAAAAGCCAACCUUUGACCCCCAGGGCCGCCCACUGUGGCUGGGUGAGCCCUUCCCCACCGCGUGCGCCCGUGUGGACACCCUGCGUGCCCAUGGAUACCCCCGUCAGGCCCUGCGGCUGGCAGGGGCCAUAGUCAACUCACUCCGGCUGCAGCGACGGCAUCAGCUUGAAAGCUACAAGCAGCAGAAAAAAGAGUUCGCUGCUGCAAGAAAGGAACACAUCACCAACACCACGGAAGGCUGGGCGGCCACCCCUGGGACCGGUUGCCCCUGCAGGGCGCUCCGGGAGGCCUGUCGCCUGGAGGAGGAAACCGCUUCACUCCAGACUGGGCCCCGAGGAAGCCGGAAGGUGGCUCACCAGCACGCGGGUUUCGUGCCCGGGGAGCCCUGGGAGUCCCACCAUGCUGGCCCUCGAGCGGGUCCCUUCAGUGGCUUCGGAGAGGUGCUCUUCCGGGAGAGCGUGCCCAUGCACACCUGUGCCCGCUACUUGUUCACCGCGCUGCUGCCCCACGACCCUGACCUGGCCUACCGCCUCGCGCUGCGAGCCAUGAGGCUGCCUGUACUGGAGACCGCGUUUCCAGCCGGAGAACCUCACCCCAACCCGCUGGACUCCAUCAUGAGCAACCGCUUCCCCCGCUGGUUCAUCCUUGGCCACCUGGAGACCCGCCAAUGCGAGCUGGCCUCUGCCAUGCUGACAGCUGCCAAGGGAGACCCCAAGUGGCUGCAUGCGGUGCUGGGCUCCAUCCAGCAGAACAUCCACUCGCCUGCCCUGCUCUUCAAGCUGGCCCAGGACGCCUGCAAGACGGCCACCCCUGCCAGCGCGCCUCCGGACACCACGCUGCUGGGCAUUGCGCUGGAACUGGGCCUGCAGGUAUGUGCCGGCGUGUUCUUUUGCGCCGCCUAG